Molecule: messenger RNA, 1383 nt
Organism: Aureobasidium namibiae CBS 147.97
Lineage: Eukaryota; Fungi; Ascomycota; Dothideomycetes; Dothideales; Saccotheciaceae
Exons: 6
Coding region: 1-1383 (460 amino acids)
Biological process (GO): autophagosome assembly
Cellular component (GO): phagophore assembly site
Source: RefSeq, a predicted model, not a curated record
AUGUCGCAUAUUGAAGAUCCAAAGCAACUUUCUCUUCGCACGGCACAGUUGUCGAAUAAUGCUCUAGGUAUUAACGCUCCGCCAUCACCAGCAAACAAGUCGGCUUCGGCGGACUCAUCCGUGCACUACACUUGCUUCAUCCGGCUGCCCUUCGCCAGAGGUGACUUUGUAGAUCCGCCACAGGUUGAUUGGAAUUCCACCAAAGAUCGUGCGUUAUGGAAGAUCAUUUCCAAAGCUUCAAACAGCAAGGAGCUGGAUUGGGAAGACUUGUCGGUAUAUCUGUCUGCUCGAUUUGAGGUCUCUCUCGCCUUUCUCCUCCAGCAGGCAGCAUGGCUGUACGAACGACACUUUGCCCAGAUGAAAGCGCAGAUGAAGAAACUCAGUCCUUCGGCUUGUCCAUCACCCAUGCCGCCUGAUUCGACAGGAAAUGUCGCCUUGAACAGCAAUGUAACCGCCUUUCCGGUGGCAAGUCAAGGCCAAAGAGCACCAUCAUCUCUCUCAGCGCACAUGCGAGACAGUCCAACUCCAACCAUGGGCUCAGUAUCCUCAGCAGUAUUCCGUCAACCUCCCACGACUCUCCCUAGCCUCUCCACCACCAACCAACCACAAAAAACAGAAGGAGGACUCUCCCGCACACCCUCCACCAGAACGCUGACCCAGUCCCGCAUCAUCACACCUGUCAGCUCGGCCCAAGCCUCCUCAGCCAGAACCUUCAACACAGCAUUUGGCAACCACCGCAAACCCAUCUCCCCCCAACGCGAAAUCUCCGAACCCGAUUCUGAUGUCUUGCAAGACUCUGAUUCUUCAUCGUCAUCAGAUGGAGAAAGCCAGAGCAUAGCCCGCAGUCAAGCAUUUCGCCGACCUUCUCAUUAUCCAAAAACUGCUAGACAUGGCUACGACGACGACGAUGAAGACGAAGACGCCGAGUCCUCUGGUGGCUUUUUGCCUUUUGCGACCACCGCAACCGGAAGUGCUGAUGGAGCUGCAACGAUCAAAUCGCCGGUGAAAAGGGUGUUUGAGCAACGACCUGCUGCUCCCGAUUCUUCGGCUUCGUCGGCGAGUUCUGCUGCUGCCCCUUCUCAACCAACUACAAAUGUUGGCAAGCAUAGAGAAAGCAACAGGGGAGACUACACCCGAGCUUCUCCAGCUAGCGCGUUGAGUCCUCGUCACCGCUCCGAGCUUUCGAAACUGAGUCCUCGCGUUCGCAAAGACGGCAGUGAAGGUACUCCGAGCAUGGGAAGUUCGUUUAGCGAUCUUGAUGAUGCAAGUAUCUCGCAGUCAGCCAUCGAAGAGGCAUUCAUGAGUCACAUGCAACACGGCUCUGGCUCUACGACAAGCAGAAUGAGUUCCAUCAGCCAGGCCUUGAGGAGCAAGUACCUUUGA